CAAAACAAACGUCGCCCGCCCCUCAUAAAAGAGUCACCCCCCUCCCUUCCUUUCCUCACGAGUAAUUCAUUCCAAUCAACUAGCAAAAAUGUGUAAAGGAUUUCAACCAAACGAGAAAGAUCGCCUGAAAAUCAAAGGCUUUUAUCUCCAUUUAUCACCGACUGAAACCGUCUCACCGGAUUCUCUAACUCUGCAUUAUCUCCCUAGAAUUAGUGAGAGUCCAUUAGAGAUUAAUGAUUCCAAAAUCCGAUCCAAUUCCCCCGGUUUCGUUACGCUUUACCGGGUAGUAUCAGCUGACAAUGUAACAACGAAAGGUGUUAUUUACGGAAGCAGGGACAGAGUUAAAGCCAGUGAAGGAGUAAAAUUUGAAAUAUUCAUGGCUGAUGUAAAGCUCAUAAAAGGUAUUUUCAUGAAAGAUCUACACAACUGGAGAAUCGAUUGCAAGUGCGCUUUGUUGGAAAACGACGAUUUAAAAGUGAAAGGAGCAGAGGUGUGUGUGGCGGUGGAAGGACGCACCGCCGCGCCGCCGGAAGUGAUUACUGAGAAGGUGGAGAUGACGGUGAGAUCACGGCGGAGGAGCUGUUUUCAGAAGCUGGAGGAGAUUCCUGAACAAAGAGAAGUUGAAAAUGACGAGUCUACUUGUUGCUGCUCGGAGUGUGAAGGUGAAGAAGACGAUUCGGACGACACCGAUACGGCGGAGGGAGUUGGGUGGGCAGUAGAUGUAGGGAUAUGGGUGAUGUGCCUUGGGGUGGGGGUGGGCUAUUUGGUCUCUAGAGCUUCUUCAAAGAGCUUAAGGAGGAGGAGGAGAUUCCUAUAAAAAAACUCAUUGUUUUGGUUAAAUAAUCCUGCGUAGACAUUUUUUCCACCACUUAUACCUUAUAAUUUUAUUAUUCUGCUAGUAAUUUCUAACAAAUAGGAUAUAGAAAGUUUUGUUUUCUGCAAAGUAUUACAUUUAGGCUCGUUUAAUCCAAAAAUAAAUUAUUCUAGAAUUGUUACUUCA
Molecule: messenger RNA, 1000 nt
Organism: Solanum lycopersicum (tomato)
Lineage: Eukaryota; Viridiplantae; Streptophyta; Magnoliopsida; Solanales; Solanaceae
Source: RefSeq, a predicted model, not a curated record